Tripterygium wilfordii is the source of this 1365-nucleotide messenger RNA. Its product is annotated as B3 domain-containing protein At2g36080-like. NCBI's taxonomy places the organism in Eukaryota, Viridiplantae, Streptophyta, Magnoliopsida, Celastrales, Celastraceae. Bases 213 to 1205 code for a protein of 330 amino acids. The transcript has 3 exons. Gene Ontology annotation, molecular function: DNA binding; DNA-binding transcription factor activity. The record is from RefSeq and is a predicted model, not a curated record.
UUUUUUUCAUCACGCAAAACCUUAAAGUACUCUCGUACUUCCAAUCUCUUCUUCUCUCACACACAAACUCUCUCUCUCUCUCUCUCUCAUUGUCAUAUCUGGGUAGCUACAUCAAAUACCAGCUCCACAGUUUCCACAUCAAUCCCAUAAUCAUAUCACUCACACACACACACCUCUUCCUUCUCCUCCACACACAAUCCACACAAACCAAAAUGUCCAUAAAUCACUUCUCCACUGACCUUCCACAGACAUUCUGGUUUUCACCACCACAGCAAAAUCAGCCUAUCAUGGACUCCUCGUCUUCUUCUCACAAUACUCCUCCUGAGUGGCCCGCUCAAUUCUACCACCACCAGAAUAAUCAACACCAUCCCUGGUUCAAUUUAAAUCAAGAAGAAUACUACGAAGAAGAAGCAGCCACGAACAGCAGCGGAAUCCGAACCGAAAAACGAGACGAAGAGGAGGAGGUCGUUGUGGUUGUUGAGAAGGAGGCGAUGUUCGAGAAACCGUUGACGCCGAGCGACGUCGGAAAGCUGAACCGACUGGUGAUUCCCAAGCAACACGCGGAGAAGUAUUUCCCACUCGGAGGCGGUGAUUCAAUCGAGAAAGGUUUGCUGCUGAGUUUCGAGGAUGAGUCGGGGAAGUUCUGGAGGUUCCGGUACUCGUAUUGGAACAGCAGUCAAAGCUACGUGUUGACGAAAGGGUGGAGCAGGUACGUGAAGGAGAAGAAACUCGACGCUGGCGACGUCGUUUUGUUCGAACGGCACCGCACCGACACUGAAAGGUUGUUUAUUGGGUGGAGGCGGCGUGGUGGUGGUGGUGGUGGUGGUGGUGGUGAUGUGCAGGAUACUAGUCAUGGAUGGAGUGGCAGAGGAUCUCAUUUAGGGCAAUUCUAUCCUCCUACGCAUCAUCAUGGUCUUCAUGCUGUGCCAUACCAACAACCUCACUGUCUUCAUGCACCUGGGUCUAUUGUGCAGAACCAAACACCGCCGGUGGUGAACUCAAAGAGGCAAGUGAGACUAUUUGGGGUUAACCUGGAGUGCGAACCUGAGGAGGAGCCGUCCGAGCCAUUCACUCUUGAUGGCUCGUCCUUGUCGAGCCAGGAUAUUGUUCAAGCCCAUCAUGAUAAUUACUCUCCUAAUCUUUUCAAUUACACGGAUAUUACUUUCCCCCGAGAUGUCAACCAGAUGAGAAAUCGCCCAGGAUAAGAUCUGAGGAUGUGACGUCCUGGAUUUGACUUGAGGAAAUUAAAUACCCCACUUCCAAAAAUCCCCACCCCCUAUUUUUUUUUAAUUAAAAAAUCACAAAAAAUCCCUGAUUUUCAGUUCCCACAACAUUUCAAGGUUUCUCAAAAAAAAAAAAAAAAAA